Molecule: messenger RNA, 1100 nt
Organism: Vitis riparia (riverbank grape)
Lineage: Eukaryota; Viridiplantae; Streptophyta; Magnoliopsida; Vitales; Vitaceae
Product: probable NAD(P)H dehydrogenase (quinone) FQR1-like 1
Exons: 4
Coding region: 117-728 (203 amino acids)
Molecular function (GO): FMN binding; NAD(P)H dehydrogenase (quinone) activity
Source: RefSeq, a predicted model, not a curated record
UAGCACCUCCUCUGUGCUUCAUUUAUCAACUUUUCAGUUUGACUUUCGACUUUUCGCUUAAACCCACAAGCACAAAGGAGAGACAAAGCGUGGAGAGAGCAACAGAUACUCCAUUAAUGGCUGCCAAACUCUAUAUCGUUUACUAUUCAACGUAUGGACAUGUUGAAAAGCUUGCUCAAGAGAUAAAGAAAGGAGCUGAAUCUGUGGAAGGGGUAGAAGUGAAACUAUGGCAGGUACCUGAAACACUCCCUGAGGAUGUUCUUGGGCUGAUGGGGGCACCGCCUAAGAGUGAUGUACCAGUUAUUACACCUGCUGAACUUUCUGAGGCCGAUGGGUUUAUCUUUGGUUUCCCCACUAGAUUUGGAAUGAUGGCUGGUCAAUUUAAAGCAUUCUUGGAUGCAACUGGAGCGCUAUGGAGAACACAGCAGCUUGCAGGCAAGCCUGCAGGCCUUUUCUAUAGCACUGGGUCUCAAGGAGGUGGACAAGAGACUACUCCUUUGACAGCCAUCACCCAGCUUGUUCACCAUGGCAUGAUCUUUGUUCCCAUUGGAUAUACAUUUGGAGCUGGCAUGUUUGAGAUGGAGCAGGUGAAGGGUGGUUCCCCCUAUGGUGCAGGAACUUACGCUGGGGACGGCUCAAGACAGCCUACUGAGAUAGAGUUGGCGCAAGCUUUUCACCAGGGGAUGUACACUGCUGGCAUCACCAAGAAGCUCAAAGGAACUGCAUGAUUUCGUCUCACCAUUCAACUGCAUCUUCGUCUACCACACUGCAUUUAUUUUGUUUUAGUGUUUCAGUCCCCAAACUUUCAUUUUCUCGCAAUAAUAAUAUGCACUUUGGCGUGUUAAAAUGAAGACAUCUCCAAUGUAGAACUCACCAAGUUUCUACAAUACAGUGGCUUCUAUUAAUGAUAAGGUUUGCACACUCUUAUAUCUAGUUCUCUCGAUUUGCUUGGUUUGUUGGUUAGGAAUAAGGCGUCACAGAAGUGUCUAGUUUGAGUCUAUCCACAAGGCUUGUUCUGUUGCUAUGCAGUUUGUUUGCACUCUGUUUUUCAAGCAGGGGAACUGGCAAUGGACUAAUUGAGACCCAGAUUUCCAAUUUCA